This is a messenger RNA of Penicillium lagena, 414 nucleotides long. RefSeq lists its product as uncharacterized. The transcript has 2 exons. Lineage: Eukaryota; Fungi; Ascomycota; Eurotiomycetes; Eurotiales; Aspergillaceae. The coding region runs from base 1 to 414 and encodes 137 amino acids. The record is from RefSeq and is a predicted model, not a curated record.
AUGUUGCCACCACACACAGCGUGGAUUUCGGGCCUAUUACUCACCUUCGCCUCGCUGGCCCACUGCGGCACUCUCACCUUCACAGACCCAAAUGGCGAUGGACAAUGUUACGUUCAGCUAGACGGGCUCCUCGAAUGCACGGGGAUAACAUCCGACUCGAUCGGAGAGAUUAAUUGGGAAGGCUACUGCUCAAAAUUCGAUAUGAUGCCCGAUAACUCGCCAACAUCAAAGGUCCAAGUCUGCGACAAACAUCUAUAUGUGACAUGGUCCAAGGACCUCUGGGGCAACCACAUUGCACAUUUCCAAUUAGGAGAACCAUAUGAGGAUGAGCGACUUGACCUCAUCGGGGUCAUGAAUUAUGAGACGGGACUGCCUAAUAAUGUUGCUGCCACGACGCCGCUCCCGUCGUGGUGA